AUGUUUAUAAGUGUCAUUGAUUUACAACUCCAAGAGCUCAAUAAUAGAUUUGAUGAGGAAAAUAUGGAGUUGCUUAUUUGUAUAUCAUGCUUAAAUCCGGUCAAUUCAUUUGUGGCAUUUGAUAAGCAAAAGUUGAUGAGACUUGCUGAGCUAUAUCCCAAUGAAUUUCCAACUAAUGAUAUGACAAUGACUGCACUUCGUCAUGAACUUGGAUUUUUUAUUGAUGAUAUGCGCAAAGAUGCAAGGUUUGGAGACUUGAAGGAUAUUAAUGAGCUUUCUAUGGUGCUUGUUGAAACAAAUAAGCAUAAUUCUUACAAAUUGGUUUACUUGCUUAUACGACUAGCAUUGAUCCUUCCGGUGGCGACUGCAAGUGUGGAACGAGUGUUUUCAUCAAUGACUUAUGUAAAAAAUAAGUUGCGGAAUAGUAUGGGCGAUCAAUUAUUGAAUGAUAGUUUAGUCACUUUUCUUGAGAGAGACUUAUUUGCUAGAGUGAGUGAUGAUGAUGUAUUGAUACGCUUCCAAAGUAUGAAAACUCGAAGAAUGCUUUUUUAG
Chenopodium quinoa (quinoa) is the source of this 552-nucleotide messenger RNA. RefSeq lists its product as uncharacterized. The coding region runs from base 1 to 552 and encodes 183 amino acids. Gene Ontology annotation, molecular function: protein dimerization activity. The transcript has a single exon. The record is from RefSeq and is a predicted model, not a curated record. NCBI's taxonomy places the organism in Eukaryota, Viridiplantae, Streptophyta, Magnoliopsida, Caryophyllales, Amaranthaceae.